This is a messenger RNA of Ceratina calcarata, 5753 nucleotides long. It is a transcript of the gene sas, whose product is annotated as stranded at second. The record is from RefSeq and is a predicted model, not a curated record. Bases 738 to 5252 code for a protein of 1504 amino acids. NCBI's taxonomy places the organism in Eukaryota, Metazoa, Arthropoda, Insecta, Hymenoptera, Apidae. Gene Ontology annotation, biological process: cell adhesion; positive regulation of cell differentiation. Gene Ontology annotation, molecular function: integrin binding. The transcript has 13 exons.
AGAACAAUACAUGAUCUGCUUUCUUGCCUGCAAUUUACACUCAAUCUUAUUUCUCCUCUUAUUUCUACUUUGUACGAGUUACAUAUUAGAGACGUACAGAGUCUAAUGACAAAAGUAGGUGUUUAGGAUUAAGGAAUAUAUGAAUGAGAAUAAUUGUAAAUCAAGUCGAUUUCUGGGCCACAAGGCUGAAAUAAAGGAUUUCUAUAUACUAGUAAGGAACGAGCUCGGGUAAACUUGAUUCCCGGUAGAAACGAAAUCUCCAAGGAAGCGAGAAUCAAAACACGGAGGGGGGGAUCGCUUCGAAAGGAAGUGGAGUUGCCGUGUACAUUGGUGUCGUGUCCAGCUAGCCAGAAGCGGCCUGUAGAAGAGCGGUGGUCAGCCUGUAGCAAGGUAAGCGUGGAGAAUUCUCCGGCUGGCCGGAGAGGAGGAAUGAAAGGCAACGACGCCAACCGGUAAGGAGGAGGUAGAUCCCGCUCACCGGUGCACUUCACCUCCGGCCUCGGCACGGAUCGCGACCGAACCGAUGAACCAAGUGAACAGUUUUCGCGCGUUCCUCGUUCGUGCCUUCGACAGUGUCCACCUCGUCUUUUAAUUAGUUAGACAGAAAUUCUCAGAUCGAAGAGGUCGUGGGAGGAACCGGACCCGUCGAGUGUGACUCGAAGUGAAUCAGUUCCGAGUGAGUUUUGGUGUUUGAAUCCGAGUUUUUAAGGGACCGUGAGGUGGAAGAAUGUGGUAGGAUGCGUAUCCAGGAAAGAUGUUUUCUACGCGCCGUCGUAGGACUCUGCCUGCUGGGCGGAUUCUUCUCGUCGGCCGCCGAGCCGCAAACGACUACUGCCGGCUCCGCGAUUGAAGAGGUUCCCGGAGUUCAGCCGCUCGCGAGGAACGAAACGAUCGACCGGAAAUCGGAGUAUCCGAUAAAAGAUCAGGAUUCCAAAACGACGAUCGAGCCGAAGAAGAAGCCGGUCGAGUUCAAAAUCAAAACCGAACAAAAGUAUCCAAAGAAAGAUGCGAAGGAGGAUGACUCUAAACGUGAGAGCGAGACUACCACCGCGACGAGUUCAACGAGGUCUAUGGAAGAAACGACUACAAAGUCGAUGGAAACCGUGGGUGUGACGAUCCCAUUCCUGUUUCGUGGAGAGCCCAUAGUACCUGGGAUGAAUCUCACGGCACCGAACUUGGCUUCCUUAAUCGAGAACUCAUCGACGACGCAGAGCAGCGCGCAGAUGACGGAGGAGACGACAGCGUCCAGAGGCAGGGCGCUGAACAUCUCUGCACCGGAGCCGACCAACUCUUUGCACUCGAAUAUUACAGAUUUGAGUGACGUCAGCAUGGAUGAUGAUGAUAAAGAAAUGGAAGGCGGCGAAUACGUGGCGUCCCAUAACGAAACUUCGAUGAACGUUUCCUCGACAUUGUUACCCGUAAGCAUGUGCAUGGAAGGAAAUCGGACGUACGCAGUGGGUGAAAAGAUCGUGAAGGGUUGCGAGGAGAAGUGUGUGUGCGGCGAGGGUGGAGUAGUCACAGAUUGCAAACCUCUUUGCUCGUUGCCGUACGUUAGAGCCAACAGGGGAAUUCAGGAUCCAUUGUGUCAGGAAAAGAUCGUUAACGAAGAACCGUGCUGCGCUAUACUCGUAUGCGCCGCUGAUUCAGCGCCUGAGCCCGAAGAGACUUGCGUUUUUGGGAACAAAACCGUGAUGAGGGGCCAACGCGUGGAGGAUGGCUGUUCCAGUGUCUGUAUCUGCGAAGCGGAUGGCAAUCUGAAAUGUCAACAACGAUGUCCACCGAACGAUACCAUUUCUAUGACGAAUCAGCACGAUCGCUGCGUCGUUCUCACUGAUCCACGGGAUUCUUGUUGCACGAUCACUCUCUGCGACGUAACUUUAGGAGAUCAUGAGAUCAGGCCGGAAACCUCGCCGGAUUUAACCGUGAAUCUCACAGAUGUAAAAGUGCUAAACUCGACCGCGAUUAAGUUGAGAUUGUCGGUGAAAAACCCGCAGGAGGUGACCGUGGAAAUAUCUGAUAACAAUCACGUGUGGAGGCAACAGAAGCCCGAUAAGGAUGGUAUCGUAUCGAAUCUGGAGCCGGCACACUCGUACUACGUUCGGGUAACGGAUGGAACACGAACGGGUCCAGCGGUCCAAGUAUUUCUCCCGGCGGAAGUAGUCAAGACGAACAUCUCGGAUAAGACAGCAGAUAAAGGAUCCUGCAGCCAUAUGGGCAAAACGUACAAGAUUGGAGCAGAGUGGUACGACGAGUGUAUCUCCUUCUGUACUUGUACCGAGGGCGGUAAACCGGAGUGCCUUACGAUAGAGUGCCCGACGGACUUCGGAUUGGAUGUUCUGGACCCGCAUUGCCUGGACUGGGAGACGGUGCCUCCGAAUUUCGUCCCGAAACCCCCUCACUGCUGUCCUCAGGAAGUGCGUUGCAGGAAUAAUGGCUCCUGCCAUUACGAGGGUAACAUAUACGACAACUGGAGCGAAUUACCGUCGAACGUAACCGGAUGCGAGAAGCGAUGCUACUGCGAGAUGGGAAACGUGUCCUGUCAAGCGGCCUGUCCUCCGGUACCUGCGCUGCCGCCUGCUACUCUACCUUGUCCCGCUUAUCAGGCCGCGUUGAUGCAUCUACCCGGUGACGAAUGCUGCUUAGAGUGGAGCUGCAACCCGUCUAGCCAGUCGCCAGGAACGAACGCGACGGCCGCGUUACCCGGCCCCUUGGCCGCAGACUCGUUCGAUCGGGAAAAGAUUGACGGUACCGAAAGACCGAAUAACAAGUCGGACCCGGCUGGCCAGCGACCGGACCAUGGAACUACCUCCCAAGAUCCGAAAGACGUACACACAGACACUCACGGACUCUUCCAUUACCCGAUGGACCCCGGACACCCGACCGUACCGUACAACGGACCGUACAAUCCCGACUAUAAGUCUACACACCCCGCAGUAGAGGACGUGUUUCAUUUACCCUCCCACACCGACAAACCUCCUGUCAAAGAAAAAACUAAGACCAAGUCAGACGCUAAAAAACCGGUCGAGCCUACGAAAACGCACAAAGACGAUUAUUUCCCUGGACCAUUGGCGCCGGAUAAAUUCCCGGACAAGAGCAACGAUAAUCAUCAAUUCGUUCUCGGCUCGGUGAACCCCAAUAAAUUACCACCGGCGCAAAAAGUCCACGCGACCGAUCAACCGCAAUUCGUUCAACAAGGAUUCGCGAACCAGAACGUUCCGCCUGGUUACGAUCGAGAGAGCCCUCCGCCUUACAGAGGCCCGAUUCUCGGCGGGCCGGAGAACGUCGAUCCUAACGUGAUCGUCCCGGUGAACCCGAAGAAGAAGACCUCCCCCGGCGACUUCGACGCCGAGAAGGGCAAAAUUCCAACCGGACUGGCCGGUCGGCCGAAGCAGGGACAACGAAAUCCUGAACAGGAGAUCCUUCCUGAAGAACUGUACCACUUGAUCAAUCUGCAGCAUCCGGGAUUGGUACAAUUGGAGCACGGUCCCCCCGACGGGCAUCCAGGCUUGUACGACAUUCAUCAGCAGAUAUCCGGCCAGAAACCGCCGAACAAUCAGAUCCAACCUGGUUACUUCGCGACGGGAUCCGCCGCCGGUUCGAAAAAGCCUGUUAAACCGCACAUUUACGCGCAAAAGAACGAAGACGGUCAGACGACGUAUCACGUUCACACGGCAGAAAUACCGAGCUCGCCUCAGCAGAUCGAGGAGCUGUUAGCUCAUAUCGGGCAACACGAUCCCAAUCCUGGACCGUUCCAACAUUAUCCCGGACAGCCAGCCAUCACUCAUAACGUGGCGAGUGGCCCCCCGUCCGCCACUCUGCCGAUUCAUAUUGACGCUCAUAUACCGCAUUCAGGACUCACGCACUUGAACCAUCCGUUAGCAGCACAAACGCCCAACCAGUCAGGAAUGGAGCACAAUGCUCCUGGAAGCUUCCCGCUGCCUGGGACCAUCCCUGGAUUCCCUGUGUCUUCGUCUUCAGAUGAGGUGUCCGUACAAGUACUCGAGGCGCUCGACGAACACACCGUUCGCCUCGUCUUCACGGUGCCACAGAUCCUGGUUGGACUUCACGGACGCGUUGAACUGCGAUACACCAACGACAAAACGAAUUUCGAUGUUUCUACAUGGAAGACCCAAGUGUUCGCGCCGCCGAACGAUCUGAUCGCGACUCCGCAGUUAGAAUUUGAAUUGGGCGAUCUGAAACCUUCGACGGAGUACAAGGUGAAGAUCACGGUGAAGCUGAAGGAUCUGGGCAACAGCCCGACCAGCAAAAUCUACAGCGUGAGGACGCUUGAUAAGCGAGCGGACGCGACCACUCUACCGCCUCAGAUACCCAUCGAUGCCGAGCUCCACAUAGCCGAAACGAAUUCAACGUGGAUGAACGCGAGGUGGAGGAAGUUCACGGAUUACGAAAUGCAGUUCAUCGACGGUGUUCAACUGAGGUACAAGGAAUUAGACAGCAAGGUUUAUUCCGGCACGCCGUUGAUCCACAGAGCUGUCACGAAUUACGUGAUCGAAAACCUGAGACCCUCGACCACCUACGAGGUCGGCAUCGUCUUCGUCCCGUUCCCUGGACAGUUGACCGAAUUGAUCAGCGAGAAAACGGUUCAAGUGACCACCGCGAUGGAACCGGAUCCGUACUCGUUCGACGUCAAGGUGGAGAUUAAGACGAUUAAAUCGACGGACGUGGAAGUGACGUGGUCCGGCGUACCGUAUCCGGAGGACAAAUACGUGAACAUUUACAGAGCGAUCUAUCAGAGCGACAGUGGCAAGGAAGACAUGAGUACUUUCAAAAUCGCCAAGAGGGAUUCCCAUCCGAAGACUGUGAUUAGCGAUCUGAAGCCAGGUACCAGGUACCGACUGUGGCUAGAAGUGUACUUGACUAAUGGAAGGAUAAAGAAGAGCAACGUCCAAGACUUCGUUACCAAGCCCGGUGUGCUUCUCCCGGCCACCGUGUCUCAGCAAGCUGGAAAGCUUGCGUCACUGCCAAUUCAUGAGGGUGAUUAUUACGGGCCUUUGGUCGUAGUAGCUAUUGUCGCUUCUCUCGCUAUACUAUCGACCUUGAUCUUAUUAAUGAUGUUGAUGAAAAGACGGACUAGCAGUAAGGCUGAUAUAUCCUCCCGUAAAAGCACGUCGGCGUACGACAAUCCUUCCUACAAGACCUGUGAAGACGCAGUGAUGAUAUCAAACGGUAGGAAUAAGAACGCAGACCAUGAGAUGGCUACUAUAAACAGCAACGUCAAAGAAACUGCUUGAGGGUUUUGUUAUUUAUUAAAUUUUAUUUAUUUGAUACCACUUCUCCGUCUCGUGGUAAGUAUUUCGGUCUGACGUAUCAGGAAGUGACGUGUGUACGUACGCACACGUUCGCAUGUUUUAAUAACAAAUUCAGAUGUUUUUUAAUCGUGCGAAACGCUCGGCAAUUUUUCAAUUCCUGUCGGUCACGUUGCGUCACGUUGUAUUAAAAACUUUGUACAUAGCGGUGUCGAGUAAUACUAAAUAUUAUUACGUUAGGUAGUAAGAUAGGUGUAAGAGAAAUUGAUUUUAUAGUAUAAGUAGGUAAAGCUCGAGACCUUCACCUUGUAACAUCAUUCCUUAUACGUACACUGCCACGGUGUAUUUAAUAUUAACAAUUAAGUCGAUCCGCCUCUUGUACAGUCUACAUUUACAUCGUUAGAAAUCUACGUAUCGAAUAUAAUGGCAAGUACACCGUACGGAAGUGUUGAAUCAUGGAUUGAAUAAAAACACGGUUUGUAUAAA